Molecule: messenger RNA, 2302 nt
Organism: Haliotis rubra (blacklip abalone)
Lineage: Eukaryota; Metazoa; Mollusca; Gastropoda; Lepetellida; Haliotidae
Product: 5-hydroxytryptamine receptor 4-like
Exons: 3
Coding region: 1127-2161 (344 amino acids)
Biological process (GO): adenylate cyclase-activating adrenergic receptor signaling pathway
Cellular component (GO): membrane
Molecular function (GO): G protein-coupled receptor activity
Source: RefSeq, a predicted model, not a curated record
CAGCGGUUCUUACGCUAGACUGGGACUACACCUCUCUUCCCUGGGGUCUUGUCAAGUAUAUUCCUAGCCGUUUUCACGUUAUUAUUAGUCCAAGUCGGAGAAUAGCAUCACUUUACAUUGUCAAGGCGUCCAUUCUUCAAGAACUUCGAGUUGUGCCUAAUUCCAAGAAGCCUUCUCUAGCUGUCGGUGUGUCUGUUUAAGUGCUUGUUUCCUGAAGGGAAUAUUGUCUUUCAAAGGAGUGAUAAGUGUUUCUUCACGUCUUGUUAUAUGCGAAACCCCGACUUGGUGGCCCCUCCCCAGACUGGAGACUAGUGCAUGUUGCACCGCGAGGUCAGGAUGUGCUGUUGAGUGAAGGUGGUUGUAUCGCGUCGUCACCGCUGCCUGCCCAAAUAUGGAAGAUCGGGAACAUCACAGCGCCGGGGACCCGCCCCCAGAGAACAGAUUGGAGUUUUGACUUUAAUGGAUACCACAUGUGACGGAACCAUUGUUCGGAAGCAGCCACUUCGCGAAGAGCUCUGCUGAAUACUAGUGUCUUCAAGCCACGAGAUUUAUUGGCAGUGUGGGUCCUUGACACGACCGUCCGGGACCUUGACGGAUGUUGGUCAAAUAUUAAAAAGUUUCAUUUCCGGAUUGUGCGGUGUAGUGAAAGCUGUGUAUUGAAAUCUGCGGUGGAGAUAAAGCCUUACCGGGAGCUGUCGUUCAGUGUGGAUGGGUCGGCUGUUGUGUUGUUACAGUCAACGUAAGCUCCAGCGUAUAUUUAUAGUAUAGACAGGUCGUAUUUAGACUGUAUCUGUCGCAUUACUGGAGACAGACCUGAAGGGGGUUGUUGGCCUAAGCUAACACGAUUAACUUGCUGGAUCGAAAGGCAAGAGGAUCUUGUAAGUUGCUUGUUCUUACAUCGCAUACACGUGCGAGACUUGGUGAACGUAGGAGUGAUAUCCUGGUUAGGGAAGUGCCUUGUUAUGUUGGAAGCAGAAUAGCGCAAUAAUGAUGUCAAUACCUGCCGCGAGGACCUCUGCUUAAAGUUGGGAUAAAGCUGUGACUUCGCUGUUGAAACCUGUGAAUUUUUUUUUUGAAAUAUACAGCAAAUGUGUCGCUCAUAAAUAAAGACAACGAUACGGACAAAAUGUCAAAUAUAAGCUGUGAUGAGAUUAUGGCGGACAAAGCCGGUCCGCCACCGACGUUCGACGCUGUUGGACGCUACACCAUCGCUACCAUAUUGGUGUUCAUCCCCGUGAUGACGAUAGCCGGUAACGCCAUCACCAUCGUCGCUGUUGUCACCCACCGUCGCCUCCGGAACAUUACUAACGCAUUUGUCGUGUCUCUGGCUGUGGCAGACAUGAGUGUCGCUUUGUGCGUGAUGCCGUUUGGGAUAUACCAACAGCUUUCCAACAAGGAAUGGAUGUUAGGGAAUACGUUCUGUACUGUUGUGACCAGCAUGGACGUGAUGUUAUGCACUGUCUCUAUAUUCCACCUCUCAUGCAUGGCUAUUGACCGUUACCUUGCAAUCUGUCGGCCAUUUCUUCACGAACGCAUGACCUGGCGGGUCGUGGCCAUCAUGCUGUUCAUAUGCUGGGUGGUCCCUAUCUUCAUCUCAUUUGUUCCCAUCAUGAACAAAUGGAAUCAGAUCGGAAUCGAGGAGUUCUUAAGCUGUGCUGCCCCACCAGAGCUAAACGCCUGUCCCUUCUUUGUGAACAUACCCUUCGCUCUAAUCUGCUCGGCUAUAGCAUUUUACAUUCCCGUUGUGUUCAUGGGCGUGUGUAACUGGAAGAUCUACCUGGCGGCGCGACGGCAGGCAAUGCAGAUCCGGAGCCUCGAUACCUCUCAUCAUAAACAUCACAAAGGGAAGGGGAAAUUCAAACAGGAGACAAAAGCAGCCAAGACGCUGAGUAUCAUUAUGGGAUGUUUUAGCGUCUGCUGGUUCCCAUUUUUCAUCUUUAACAUCUUUGACCCUAUCAUAGGUUACAAAAUCCCCUACACCCCCUGGGCUGUGGCGUUGUGGCUAGGAUACCUCAACUCAAUGAUGAACCCGUUUCUUUACUAUAAAUUCAACAGGAACUUCAAGUUCGCCUUCAGGAGAAUAUUCAUGUGCAAGGUCUGCCGCGGUAUAAGCGAAUAUGAAGAAAGCGUUAUAACGGGGAAUACACAGGUGUCGGAAUGACAUGAGGACUCACGUGACAGGCAUCGGACAUCAGAUUUUAGUACCAGUGAGUUUGUCGAAGUAAGUACAAGUAACUCCAGGGUAUGACAGCUGAGGCCUCAAAAGCUUCAUCUCGCGCUGCUGGAAGUUCACGUGAACCAC